UUAACCAUCUAUUGGAAGCUCGGGGUUGCGCGCUCAGAGAGGGUCGGCACACGAGCGAAGUAAGAGAGCAAGCACUCUACAUGAUCAAAGACCGGGUGCAAAAACCUCUCGAAUCUAUCGCAGAGUAUCGAAAUCGGUUCUACCGAAUGUUUGUGAAAACUGAGCGAGUAAAGCUCACGUGGACGUGGCACGAGGAUCACCGCCAGUGGGCUGAGUACCUCGAGCUUCUUAUCAUCCAGGCGUGGCGAGCAGAAACCGAGGGCGAUCUGCUCAGAUUCCUCUUCGGAUUGGUGCGGCCCGAUCAUCGCCAACUGAUCGUGCACGAGUUAACGGUCCCCCUUGCGCAGCUGGCCGACGAUUUCCCACUUGAGAUCGUCUCGCAGAGCGACGACAACCUAGUCCCACGCUUUCUCACUUGGACCUUAGCGCCAUAUCUCCAGUGGUCGGCGUGCUUGGAGGAACCGGGAAGCGGCCGCUACCCACCGUCACGGCGUGGCUAUCUGGACCCGCACGAAAUAGUCGAUCUCGACUUCUUUCAGGAUCGAACGGCCUCCGAGAACGAGGAGGAAGAGAUAGAACCAGAAGAAGAAAGCUCGGAAGAAGAAGAAGCCGAAGAACAGGCUGACGAGGAAGAAACUCCCGAAGAGGGGAGUUACAGUGAGCACAGUGAGGGCGAGCAAAGUGAGGAGGAGGAAGAAGAACAACAAGGCGAAGAAGAAGAAGAAGAUCAGGAGGAGCUGGAAGAGUCGGAGUGGGAAGGAUUCGAAGAAGAAGUGCGUGACGAGGCUCAGGCGCAGGCCCAGGCGCAGAAGAGGGAAGAAAUCGCGGUCGCGAAGCGACAGUUGGAAUUCGCCAGCGCAGCCGGUCAGCCGCGCAUUGACGAUCCGGCCCGAGAUCCGGAGCCACCCAAGCCCGAGGAUGGAGAGACAACUGCCGUGACUUCGGCCGCACCAGCAAGACGGCGACGAAGCCGAUCCCCCUCCCCCUCCACCACCAACCGCCCACCAACUCAUCCACGUACCGAUGCGGGGUAUCGGGCUUCGUCCUCGGUCGUUAUCCCGCCGUCCCCUUGACCACCUCUCUUUCCGCCGGAUUGCCACUCGCGUCACCUUCCCCGACAAUCCCUUCCCCAUCGAUCCCUUCCGCUUUUUCUACACUACCCGCCUCGUAG
Messenger RNA from Chara braunii, 1171 nucleotides. Lineage: Eukaryota; Viridiplantae; Streptophyta; Charophyceae; Charales; Characeae. The record is from the annotation of a GenBank genome assembly.